Ceraceosorus bombacis is the source of this 4948-nucleotide messenger RNA. NCBI's taxonomy places the organism in Eukaryota, Fungi, Basidiomycota, Exobasidiomycetes, Ceraceosorales, Ceraceosoraceae. The record is from the annotation of a GenBank genome assembly.
AUGGCAGCCGCAGUGUCCAUGCCCUCCAAUGUGGGCGUAGGCUCUUCAGGUCCUCAAAGAAGCGCUUCAAGCAUGUCGCGCACCACUUCGUCUCCUCUACCAGACUUGGGUCACUUACCGGACAACUUUGUGGACCAUCUACUCCUCAUCACCCAAUCUCUAGUCAACACCAAACCACCCGUGGCGCUCAGAAGGCUGCAAGAUGCGGGACUAACGAGGAUCUCGCCCGCAGUCUCGACGCCACCGGAGCAGGAUGAUGUUGCAAAUGCUUCAGGUCAAGCUGCCGAAGAAGUUGGGGAAUCAGAGGAUGGUGCAAGUGUGGGAAGCGAGUACGAAACCGCGCUUGGACAUGGCUCACCUUCUGCUAAAAGAGCUCCCUUGCUCGGAGCAUCAGGGCCUAGCAAUGGGCUGCACAGUGCACAAGGGCCAGACUUGCAAGACCACAGUGAAGGUGUCGUCUCUUUACCGCUCCCGCGCUUUCACUUUGAUGGCGGAGACUCGCGCACUCAGCAGAUCGAGUCGAACUUGGGUCGUCUAGUGGAGAGGCUUUGGAAAGCAGAGGAAGACCUGGAAGAUGUACUGCUCAAGCAGGCAGCUGCUUCGGGUGUGAGCUCUGCGGGAACACUUACAGGCGCAGUGUCUGGCCAUGCAAGUCCAGUGCCAAUCUUUGCAACGCAGCAUGCCGGUCUCGCGUCGGUACAGCGCUCAGCCGGGGAUGUGUUGCCGCCUCACGCUUCUUCGCUACCAGCUGCUGCUUCAGCUGCUUCUUCGCCCAACGAGACUCGAACGGAGGCCAAGUCCUCCAUUUUGCCUGGCUUUCCUUACCCGCUGUCCGGCGCUCACCCUCAAUCUUCGACGUACCCCCUCUCUUACCCUCUGGGCAUGGGUCGCGAUGGACCGGUGCUCCUCACGCCAGCCAGAGGCACAGCUGAUGCGCCGGAAAAUGCAGUUGGAGCUUUUGAAAAGUACAGCGACGAGAGUGGCCUGAGCGCGCAGGAAGAGCUUCGACUAUUGAAAGCGCAAGUUCAGGACAUUGCCAGAGUGUGCAAAGCGGUUGCCUUUGGGGACCUGUCUCAGCAUAUCACCGUACCCGUGCAGGGCCAUGUGAUGGUGGAGCUAAAGGACAUCAUCAACCAGAUGGUGGAUCGACUAUCCACCUUUGCUGCUGAGGUCACCCGCGUCUCCCUCGAAGUGGGCACCCAAGGCAAGCUCGGUGGGCAGGUGGAAGUAGAAGGCGUGGAGGGUCGCUGGAAGGAGCUCAAGGACGUCGUCAAUCGACUUGCCGAGAACCUUACCACCCAAGUCCGAGGUGUCGCCUCAGUCACUAAGGUGAGCGUGAUCCGCAGACUGGUCAGUAUCCCAGCUCAGGACAUUGACCCUUCCAACCGCCAAUCCAUUGUCAGGCUGUUGCACGAGGAGAUCUUUCGAAGCAGAUUGAAGUAGAGGCAGAUGGCGAGAUCUUGGAGCUGAAGGUGACGAUCAAUGUGAUGGUCGAUCAACUGAGGCAUUUUGCCAACGAGGUGACCCGCGUAUCCAGAGAAGUAGGCAGUCGUGGCCAGCUGGGUGGACAAGCGCAUGUGCCAGGCGUGCAAGGAGUCUGGAAGGAAUUGACCGUCAAUGUAAGUGGUCUUAAGAAGAGGUGUCUGCUAGCUAGUUGCUGAAGCAUGCGACUCGUGCCCGACCAGGUAAACCGCAUGUGCUCCAAUCUUACCGAACAAGUCAGAUCCAUUGGUAUGGUCACCACUGCCGUUGCCAAGGGUGACCUGACCAAGGUCAUUGAUAUCGAGGCUGAGGGUGAAAUGGCCCAGCUCAAAGACACUGUCAACUCGAUGGUUGGCCAGCUCCGAGUGUUCGCGAGCGAGGUGGUCCGCAUGUCGAUGGAAGGUGAGGCUAGCCCCGCCAAAGCAUUCCUACGCGUUCUCAAUCAUUGACGCCUGCUACCUGUAUCCCACUUUGUAGUCGGAACGUACGGCAAGCUUGGAGGCCAAGCUCAUGUUCCGAACGUCGAAGGCACCUGGAAGGACCUGACAGAGAAUGUCAAUAAGAUGGCAGACAACCUCACGAGUCAGGUUCGAGAAAUUGCUCGCGUUACUAAAUGUGUCGCCGAAGGUGUGCUCACCGAGUUCAUCACUGUGGAUGUCAAGGGAGAGAUUCUGGAUCUCAAGAUGACAGUCAACAACAUGGUCAGGCAACUCAAGACGCUUUCCGAUGAGAUCAUCAGAGUGUCUGUCGAGGUCGGCACAGAAGGUAGACUUGGGGGUCAGGCCAAUGUGGACGAUGUGAAAGGACAAUGGCAAAUUCUCACAGAAAGAGUCAACAUGAUGGCCAGCAACUUGACGACGCAGGUACGAUCAAUCGCCACCGUCACUACAGCUGUCGCUCGCGGCGACCUUAGCAAGACGAUCAAUGUGGAAGUCAGAGGAGAGUUCCUCGACCUCAAAGUAUGUGCACAGACAGCGCCUUCCGUCGAUUGAAGGUGUCCGAACUGAAACGUCAUUGCCUUCUACAGCUUACUGUCAACAACAUGGUCGAGUCACUUCGAACCUUCUCUACAGAGGUUACUCGUGUGGCAAAGGAAGUCGGCACCGAAGGCAAGCUGGGUGGUAGAGCCACUGUGCUCGGCGUUGGCGGAACAUGGAAAGUGGGUAUGUCUGAGGCACGUGUGCUUGCCCCAGCCGACGCUAAGUGAUUGCCUCCUGUAGGACUUGACAGACUCUGUCAACACAAUGGCGGCGAAUCUCACGCUGCAGGUGCGAACUAUCGCCCACGCUACAGUAAGUCGAGUUGCACACUGCGCGUGAUGCCAGCGCCACCCGAACUCAGCUCACAACUUUGCGAUGCCCUUUCGUAGACGGCUGUCGCUCGAGGCGAUCUCACCCAAAAGGUCACCAUUUCCGUAUCGGGAGAGAUUCUUGACCUGGUCAACACCAUCAACAACAUGAUUGACCAAGUCAGUCUCACGGCAUGAGUUUGCCGAGGCUUGUCGAAGAGCAGGCGCUGACGUCUGAAUACCGCCCCUCCGCAGCUGUCAUUCUUUGCUUCAGAAGUGACCCGGGUGGCGCGAGAGGUAGGGACCGAGGGCAAACUGGGUGUACAAGCACAAAAGAAAGACAUCAAGGGCAAGUGGGCUGAAAUCACGGACAACGUCAACAUUAUGGUAAGUGAAUGAUCGCCAACUUUGUACGGAAUCAGCCCUGACUUGCUCUUAUCUUGUUAGGCGAACAACCUCACGUCGCAAGUGCGUGCGUUCGCGCAAAUUACCGCAGCUGCAACGGAUGGAGACUUUACCAGAUUCGUCACUGUCGAAGCCUCCGGAGAAAUGGAUUCGCUCAAGACCAAGAUCAAUCAGAUGGUCUACAGUCUGCGCGAUUCUAUUCAGAAAAACACCGCCGCCAGAGAAGCAGCCGAGCUGGCAAAUCGCAGCAAGUCCGAAUUCUUGGCAAACAUGUCGCACGAGAUCAGGACACCGAUGAACGGAAUCAUCGGCAUGACCGCCCUCACACUCGAGACGGAGUUAUCUAGAAGCCAGCGCGAGAAUCUUGUGACCGUCUCAACGCUGGCAGGCAACUUGCUUGCCAUCAUCGACGAUAUCCUCGACAUUUCCAAGAUCGAAGCGGGUCGGAUGAAUGUUGAAGAGAUUCCCUUCUCUCUGCGAAGCAUCGUCUUCAGCGUCCUCAAGACGUUGUCCGUCCGAGCGACCCAAAAGAAGCUCAAUCUGAUGUACGAAGUGGCGUCCGAGGUGCCUGACCCCCUCAUUGGAGACGCGCUUCGCCUCAAGCAAAUCAUCACCAAUCUGAUUGGUAACGCCAUUAAGUUCACUGAUGCCGGCGGACGGGUAGCGCUCAAGUGCACGCUGGCCAAGAUGCUUUCGCCAAGUUCUGCACUCCUGGAAUUCUGCGCUUCCGACUCUGGUAUCGGUAUCAAGCAGGACAAGCUUGACGUCAUUUUCGACACCUUCUGUCAAGCCGACGGCUCUACGACCAGAAAGUAUGGCGGCACAGGCCUAGGCCUGUCUAUUUCGCGCAGAUUGGUCAACCUCAUGGGCGGUGACCUUUGGGUGAGGUCAAAUUACGGCAGAGGUUCCGACUUUUUCUUCACCAUGCUCGUCGAGCUGGACCGUGUGGAUGGCGAGCAGGUCAGCGAAAAGAUGCAUCCGUACGUGGGCCGGAACAUUUUCUACCUUGACACUUUGCACGACCGGACGGGUGUCCAAGGUAUGCUGGAGGAGCUCGGGCUCAAGGUGUUCACUGCACACAGCGUUGAAGAAGCGGCUCAGCGUAAACGCAACAUGCCGCGCAUCGAUGCCAUCAUUGCCGACUCACUCAGCGUCAUCGAAGAUUUGCGAACUGUUGAGCAUCUGAGAUACAUCCCGAUCAACUUGGUCUCUCCUUCGGCACUCACUCUGAACCUGACCUAUUGUCUCGACCACGGCAUCUCGUCCUACACCAACACGCCCAUCACACUCGCCGAUCUGUUCGCAACCCUACUGCCAUCGCUGGAGAGCAGUGCAGCAGCCCCAUCAGAGGGAAGCAACGAGGUGUCAUAUGACAUACUUUUGGCUGAGGAUAAUGUCGUCAACCAGAAGCUGGCCUGCAAAAUCCUACAAAAUCAAGGCCACAAGGUGGAUGUGGUAGACAACGGCCAAUUGGCAGUCAUGGCGGUGAAGAAGAGGAAGUACGACGUGAUCUUAAUGGACGUCUCUAUGCCGGUCAUGGGAGGCAUUGAAGCUACGAUUGCCAUCAGAGAAUUCGAGAGCACUCUGCCCACCGAUGACAGGGUCCCCAUCGUUGCCCUCACAGCGCACGCCAUGCUUGGCGACAAGGAAAAGUGCCUGCAGGCGGGUAUGAGCGCUUAUGUCUCCAAGCCCAUUCGAAGAGUAGAGUUGAUAAGUACCCUGCAUUCCCUCUUGUCUGCCAAGAAGGGUGGACCGAGAUCAAGACCCCAGUAG